This is a messenger RNA of Rattus norvegicus (Norway rat), 2091 nucleotides long. RefSeq names its product cellular repressor of E1A-stimulated genes 1 (gene Creg1). Lineage: Eukaryota; Metazoa; Chordata; Mammalia; Rodentia; Muridae. The record is from RefSeq and is marked provisional. Gene Ontology annotation, cellular component: extracellular region; cytoplasm; endomembrane system. The transcript has 4 exons. Bases 24 to 686 code for a protein of 220 amino acids.
GCAGGUGCUCUGCAGUCAGCGCCAUGGCUGCCCGCGCUCCUGAGCUCGCGCGCUCCCUGCUUGCUGCCCUUCUGGCUCCCGCGCUAGUGGCACUACUGGUGUCGCCGGCCUGGGGACGCGGAGGCCGGGACCACGGGGACUGGGACGUGGACAGGCGACUGCCUCCACUGCCACCCCGCGAUGACGGGCCGCGCGUGGCCCGCUUCGUGACUCACGUCUCGGACUGGGGCUCGCUGGCCACUAUCUCCACGAGAGAGGAGGUGCGCGGCAGGCCCUUCGCGGACAUCAUCUCAAUUAGUGACGGUCCUCCGGGAGAAGGCUCAGGCGAGCCCUACAUGUACCUGAGUCCGCUGCAACAAGCAGUGAGCGACCUGCAGGGAAAUCCAGAGGCUACGCUGACUAUGUCUUUAGCACAGACUGCCUACUGUAGGAACCAUGGAUUUGAUCCCCAGAGUCCCCUCUGUGUUCAUAUAAUGAUGUCCGGGACUGUGAUCAAAGUAAAUGAGACAGAAGAGGGCUACGCACGGGACUCGCUAUUCAUCAGACACCCUGAGAUGAAACACUGGCCUCCUAGCCAUAAGUGGUUCUUUGCUAAGUUAAAAAUAAGCAAUAUCUGGGUUUUGGACUACUUUGGUGGACCGAAAGUAGUGACACCUGAAGAAUAUUUUAACGUCACACUGCAGUGAAGCAAAUACGGUGAACUGGAUCACACCAGCGACAGGUCUUCCAAGGCUCAUGCACACAGAGGGCUCGACCCUGCCUGGCUGCUAGCCCACUCUGCCACCUCUUGUUUCGAUUUCCUUUGCUUGUCUUUGCAGAGUGUUGUCCAUUAGAAGACGUGCUUGCUGGAUUUAAAAAAAAAAAAAAAAGUCUUGAAGCCAUUUUCAGAGAAAAAUGCCCUUCUUUAUGAUCAAGGAAGCCAUGCUCGGUGCUUUUUCCUCAGUGGUGCCCUCAGUAGGGUGACAUAUACCAGCUGUAGACCGCCCAUUGGCACUGGAGGUCCAGAGGUGCAGAUGCUCUGUGCCUGAUGGCCACUGUGCCUGAAGGUGCUGUGCUCACCCAGCUGCCUCAGGAGCCAGUGCAGAGGGGCCGUAUGAAUCCUCCAGUCCAGGACAGCAGUGACCACGGAUGCAGCGUCCCAUUCACGUCAACCUGUAUAGCUGAUCAGCACAAGGCAAAGCUGGGUCUUCUGUAAAACUCCAUAAACGUCUUACAUUCUAAAGUCAUCGUUACCCAGAACAAAAUAAAUCAGAAAGAUUUUCCUGCAUCCAUUCUCCAUCUAAGUAGACUGUACACUCACUCCUCAUCCUUCGGAAUGUGCACGCCUGAGCUGGGGCGCAGCUUUCUUGGCACAGAGCUUGCCAAGCAUGAAUGGGACCAUAACGUCGAAACAACCAGCCAGCCACAGACGACAUCUUUAUGUGCAUGAAAAAGCAACCUCAGAAGAAAAAGGAUUUCGCAUAUGUUGGGCUCUUUUUCGUAAGACUUAACCCUGUGCCAGCCGCAAUCCAAGCCCUCCUCCGGCAUUCUGUAUCUUGAAGCUCCUGGUGCUGCCGCCUGCGUCCUCUGUGGGAUGUACCACGGUACUGUGGCAUAAAAACAAACUACAACAACAACAAAACAUGUCUCUGCACCAGAGGAUGGCUCAGCUUGUAAGAUGACUGCUCUAGCAGAGGACCCAAGUUCAGUACCCGCAAGGGGUCAGACAGGCACAUAUGCCCAGAACUCCAGCUCCAGGAGAUCAAAUACCUCUAGCCUCCAAGGUCACCUGCACUGGAAUACACACACCCACACAUAGACACACAGCGACACAAUUUCAAACAGUACAUCUUUUAUUCCAAAGAGGUACUACUUAGUUUAAUUACCUGUUUCAUGCUCUUGGAUGACAUAAGAUUUCUUUUAACAGAGUGUGGGGGAAUCAAGACACUGACUUAAACAGCCAAAAAAAAAAAAAAAAAAGUUAACUAUGAACCAUCAUGUUGGAGAAAGAGAUGGUAAUCAUAACAGAAAUCCAGCAAACGACGUCUCAGUCAAAACCCACUAAACAGUAAGGAUCUUGUUAUUGAAAUCAGUAAUUAAAAGCAUUAUUAU